Molecule: messenger RNA, 998 nt
Organism: Chelonus insularis
Lineage: Eukaryota; Metazoa; Arthropoda; Insecta; Hymenoptera; Braconidae
Product: alkaline ceramidase-like
Exons: 5
Coding region: 1-726 (241 amino acids)
Biological process (GO): ceramide catabolic process
Cellular component (GO): membrane
Molecular function (GO): hydrolase activity, acting on carbon-nitrogen (but not peptide) bonds, in linear amides
Source: RefSeq, a predicted model, not a curated record
AUGUGGGAGCCUUUAGAGCCUGGAAGUUCUCCUGUAGAUUGGUGUGAAGGAAAUUACAGCAUAUCACCAGAUAUAGCAGAAUUUAUGAAUACUUUUAGCAAUGUCGUCUUCUUAUUACUUCCACCAGUACUGAUGCAUUUAUUCAAGGACUAUGGAAGAUUUGUUAAUCCAGCUAUACAUAUUAUUUGGUUCUUGUUGAUGGUUGUUGGACUUAGCAGCGCAUAUUUUCAUGCAACAUUAUCUCUAAUAGGCCAAUUAUUGGAUGAAUUAGCAAUUUUAUGGGUUUAUAUGUCUGGAUUAUGUUUAUUUUUCCCCCGAAGAUAUUUUCCAAACGUCUUCAGGAAUAACAGAAAACUAUUUUCUAUGUUCGUUGUUUUGCCAACAUUGAUAGCUACUGGUUUAGCUAUUGUACAUCUAGUAGCAAACGCAUUUGCUUUGAUGUGUCUAGCUAUUCCAGCAUUUGGUUUUAUGAUUAUUGAACUCAGGAGAACAAAAUCAAUGAGAGUCUAUCGAUUGGGUGUAAGAUGUGGGGCUGUUUGGGUACUAGCAGUGGCUUGUUGGCUAAAUGAUCGUUUGUUUUGCGACACUUGGAUGAAUUUAGUAGCAGAAGAGAAACCUCAGCAAUCAGCAGUACUGAAGUAUUGGCCGAAAAAUGAUUUUGAACUUGGAAUUCCUUAUGUAACAAUUAAAUGUUACAUUCGGGCAGAUAAUAAUACAAAUAUAUAAACUAUAAUUUUUUAUUAACAGAGAAUGAUUCAUAGUGUCAAUACCAUGUCUUGUAAACAUUUUAAUCCUAAAAUAUUAAGUCUGUGAUUUAAUUUCUAAUCAACGUUAUUCACAGAUACAUUUAUACUAUGUUUAAUUGACUUAUCAUAAAUAUUAAUGAAUUUUUUAUAUUAGAAAUUUUCUAUAAUUUCUAUGAGUAAAUUUAUUUUAUAUUAUUAAUUAAUAGAAAGUGAUGUUAUUGAUUUAUUGAAAUGUGCGAAGAUAUAUGAUAA